AUGAAAAUAUUCCCCAUCGCUCAAUCGCUAUUAAGAAUAUCUUUCAACCGAUUCACUCAUUUACCUUUCCAAGCUUCAUUUCCAACUUCAACACAAAACGCUUUUGACCCAAUUGCCACCAGAUUACCCUUUAGAACAAUGGCUACUUUCCAAACCUCAAAUAAAAUUGAAAAACCAGACUUGGAUGAUAGAGAUUAUAAGAUCUUGAACUUAGAAAAUGGUCUUACCGCGCUAUUGAUCAGUGAUAGUAAGACUGAUAAAUCUGCUGCUGCCCUAGAUGUCAAUGUUGGUUCUUUCAGUGAUUAUGAACAUUUGCCUGGGUUAGCUCAUUUCUGUGAGCACUUGUUAUUCAUGGGUACAAAGAAAUAUCCUUCAGAAAAUGAAUACUCAAGUUAUUUAUCCAACCAUGGUGGUCAUUCAAAUGCUUACACCGCAGCGGAAGAUACAAACUAUUAUUUUGAAGUCAAUCAUCAAUAUUUGGAAGGGGCAUUAGAUAGAUUUAGUCAAUUCUUUAUCUCUCCAUUAUUUGAUGCAAGUUGUAAAGAUCGUGAAAUUAGAGCAGUUGAUUCUGAAAACAAAAAGAAUUUACAAAGUGAUUUGUGGAGAUUAUAUCAAUUAGAGAAAUCAUUAUCAAAUCCUGUUCAUCCAUUUCAUAAAUUUUCAACAGGUAACUUGGAAACAUUAGAAGAAAUUCCAAAAUCUCAAGGUAUUGAUGUUAGGGAGGAAUUGUUGAAAUUUUACAAAGAUUCAUAUUCAGCUAAUUUAAUGAAAUUGGCCAUUAUCGGUAGAGAAGAUUUAGAAACUUUAGAAAAAUGGGUUAUUGAAAAAUUUAAAGAUGUUCCAAACUUUGGUGUUUCGAAACCUCAAUUUGAAUCUGCUCCAUAUACACAAAAUGAAGCUAAAAAAUUAAUCAAAGCUAAACCAGUCAUGUCUAAAAACAAAUUAGCGUUAUCAUUCAUUGCACCAGAUCAUCAAAAACAUUGGGAGGUUCAUACAGGUCAUUAUUUUAGUCACUUGAUUGGACAUGAAGGUAAUGGAAGUUUAUUAGCAUUUUUGAAAACCAAGAGUUGGGCAAAUGGUUUAUCAGCUGGUGGAUAUUCAGUCUCUGAAGGUUGUGGUCAAUUUAGUAUUGAUAUUGAUCUAACUGAAGAGGGAUUGAAAUAUUAUGAAGAUGUUUUAUAUGCAACUUUCCAAUAUUUAGAGCUUUUAAGAGUUUCAUUACCACAAAAAUGGAUUUAUGAUGAAUUAAAAGAUGUCAGUGAAAUGAAUUUUAGAUUUAAACAAAAAUCAUCACCUUCUGGUACUGUUUCAAAAUUAGCAAAAGAUUUGCAAAAAACUUUUAUUCCAGAUGAAAAUGUUAUAAGUAGAUCUGUUUUAAGAAGUUAUAAUCCAGAUUUGAUUUCAGAAUAUGGUAAUGCGCUAAAUGUUGAUAACGUUAGAGUCACAUUGAUUUCUCAAAAUGUUAAAACUGAUAAGCAAGAAAAAUGGUAUGGUACUGAAUAUUCUGUUGAGGAUCUAUCCGAAGAACUAAUUUCAAAAUUAAGAAAACCAGCUUUGAAUGGUGAUUUACAUUUACCAAAUCCAAAUGAUUUCAUUCCUACAAAUUUCGAAGUUGAAAAAUUAGAAGAUGUUGAACCUUUGAAAAAACCGGCUUUAUUAAAAUCAGAUGAUAAAAUUAGAGCUUGGUACAAGAAGGAUGAUCAAUUUUGGGUUCCUAAAGGUUACAUUCAACUAUUGAUUAACUUACCAAUUACGGUUGCUACACCAGUUAACAAUGUUUUAACUAAUUUGUUUGUUGACUUAUUAGAUGACGCCUUGAUAGAUACUUCUUAUCAAGCUGAACUGGCUGGUUUGAGCUUUUCUUUACAUCAAGGUAAAGAAGGGUUAGUACUUGAAGUUGCUGGUUAUAAUGAAAAGGCACCAGUUUUAUUGAGGGAAGUUUUGAAGAAAUUGGUUUCAUUCAAAGCAACUGAAGAUAGAUUUAAUGUAUUCAAAGAAAAAUAUACCAGAAACUUGAAGAAUUAUGGUUACAAAGUUCCUUACAGUCAAAUUUCAUCAGUUUUUGCCAAUAUUUUAAAUGAAAACACUUGGGAAGUUGAAGAGAAAUUAUCAGUUUUAGAAAAUAUUACAUUUGAAGACUUGAGUAACUUUACUCCUUUGAUAUUUAAACAAACAUUUGUUGAAACUUUAAUCGAAGGUAACUUCCAACCUAAAGAAGCUCAUGAAAUUAUUAGCGUCAUUGAGGAUAAUAUCAAAGCCGAACCAUUGACUAAAACUCAAAAAGUCAAAUCAAGAUCUUUUUGGAUCCCUGAUAACAAAGCUUACAGAUAUGAAAAGGAUUUACCAGAUGAAAAAAAUAAAAACACAUGUGUUCAACAUUUUAUUCAAGUAGGUGAAUUGAAAGAUAGACCGUUACAAUGUAUCACAGAAUUAUUGGCUCAAUUGAUUAAAGAACCAGCGUUUGAUACUUUACGUACUAAAGAACAAUUAGGUUAUAUUGUCUUCAGUGGUUUGUUGGAAUCUAGAACAACAUUUGGUAUCAGAGUUAUUGUUCAAAGUGAAAGAAAUUCAACUUAUUUAGAAUCAAGAAUCGACAAUUUUUUCAAGCAAUACCAUACAACAUUGAAAGAAUUAAGCGAAGAAGAGUUUGAAAAAAAUAAAGAAGCUUUGAUCAAUAGAAAAUUAGAAACUUUGAAGAAUUUAGGCCAUGAAAAUAAUAGAUUCUUACGUGCAAUUUCAAAUGGGUUCUAUGAUUUCUUGCACAAUGAAACAGAAACUGAAAUUUUGAAAAAGAUCACCAAAGCUGAAAUGCUUGAGUUUUAUGAAAACAAGAUUUUACAGAAUCAUUCUAAAUUGAUCAUUAAUCUUCACUCUAAAGCUAACGAGGAUCAUGAAACAGUUGAAGGCUAUCCAACAGGUGAAGUUAUUGAAGACGUUGGAGAAUUAAGAUCAUUAUUCUAUUUGACACCAUCUGCCAAACCAGUUGAAGAGUUGACCAUUGAAAAUUUUAAGCCAAAGUUAUGA
Messenger RNA from Hansenula ciferrii, 3024 nucleotides. It is a transcript of the gene STE23, whose product is annotated as metalloendopeptidase. Bases 1 to 3024 code for a protein of 1007 amino acids. NCBI's taxonomy places the organism in Eukaryota, Fungi, Ascomycota, Saccharomycetes, Phaffomycetales, Wickerhamomycetaceae. Gene Ontology annotation, molecular function: metalloendopeptidase activity; metal ion binding. Gene Ontology annotation, biological process: peptide catabolic process. The transcript has a single exon. The record is from RefSeq and is a predicted model, not a curated record. Gene Ontology annotation, cellular component: cytosol; mitochondrion.